GGUUCGGAGGAGGAAUGGCGACGCCGGGGCCCCGCUACGCGCCGCCAGAUCCGACGCUGCCCAAGCCCUGGAAGGGCCUCAUCGACGGCACCACCGGCUACCUCUACUUCUGGAACCCGGAGACCAAGGUCACCCAGUACGACCGCCCCAUGGGCCCGCCCCCCGCCCCCGUCGCGCCCGCCCCCGCACCCGCCCCCGUCGCGCAGCCCCAGUACCACCACGAGGAGAGACCCAGGAACAGGGACCAUCCGCCGGAGCGCCACAGCGAAUCUGCAGGAAACCGCGCGCCAUAUGCUGACCACAAGCCCAGGAGCGAUCCUUCUUUGGAGCAGCGCUAUUCAGCUGGAGCGAACCCUGCAACUAUGGCUCCCACUAACCCAGCUCCACAGGCUACCAAUGGAAGCAGCAUGUCGGUAGACGCCUACCGUGCUAAGCACGAGAUUACCGUUAUCGGAAAUGAAAAGCCAGCUCCAUUCAUGUCGUUUCAGUCCACGGGCUUCCCUGCAGAGAUUCUUAGGGAGGUCCAACAGGCAGGAUUCUCUGCACCAAGUCCUAUCCAAGCUCAAUCAUGGCCUAUUUCUCUAAAAGGGCGUGAUAUUGUAGCUGUGGCCAAGACAGGUUCUGGAAAAACCCUGGGUUAUCUACUUCCAGGAUUUAUUCUUUGUAAGAGCCUGCGAAACAAUUCACGGGAUGGACCAACAGUGCUGGUUCUCUCUCCAACCAGGGAACUAGCAACACAGAUUCAAGAUGAAGCAAUCAAGUUUGGCAGAUCUUCGAGAAUAUCAUCUACUUGUCUAUAUGGCGGUGCUCCAAAAGGCCCUCAGAUAAGAGAUAUAGAGCGUGGUGUCGAUAUUGUUGUUGCAACUCCUGGAAGAUUGAAUGACAUUCUAGAAAUGGGAAAAGUGAGCCUUCGUCAAGUAGCAUAUCUUGUUCUUGAUGAAGCUGACCGUAUGCUUGAUAUGGGAUUUGAGCCACAGAUAAGGAAAAUUGUGAAACAAGUACAACCUAAGAGGCAAACUCUUAUGUUCACUGCCACUUGGCCAAAAGAGGUGAGAAGAAUAGCGUCAGAUUUGCUGACUAACCCUAUCCAGGUUAACAUUGGGAACACUGAUGAGCUGGUUGCAAAUAAGUCGAUCACUCAGCAUGUGGAAGUUACCACAAGUAUGGAGAAACAGAGACGCCUUGAGCAGAUCUUGAGAUCACAGGAGCCUGGAUCCAAAGUCAUAAUAUUUUGCUCCACAAAAAGGAUGUGUGAUACUCUGUCAAGAAAUCUAUCACGGCAGUACCGUGCAUCUGCCAUACAUGGUGAUAAAUCACAGGCUGAGAGGGAUUCAGUGUUGAGUGAAUUUCGAAGUGGCAGGUGCCCAGUUCUUGUAGCUACUGAUGUCGCUGCUCGAGGCUUAGACGUAAAGGACAUCAGAGUUGUGGUUAACUAUGAUUUCCCAACGGGGGUUGAGGACUAUGUCCAUAGAAUUGGGAGAACAGGUAGAGCCGGUGCGACUGGAAUCGCAUAUACAUUCUUCUGUGACAACGAUGCAAAGUAUGCUUCAGAUCUUGUGAAGAUUUUGGAGGGUGCAAACCAAACUGUCUCACAACAGUUACGAGACAUGGUUGGCCGCGGAGGGUAUGGUGGCAGGCCACGGGGGCGUUGGGCAUCUUCUAAUGAUUCCUAUGGUGGCCAGGGAUCUUUUGGCGGCCACACUCGAGAUAGUUCAAGCUUUCAGUCAAGUGCCUAUAACAGCAGCAGUCAAUACGGUGGCACUCCUAGCUUCAAUGCCAGCAGUAACAGCAAUCAGACCAGUGGAGUUUCAAGCUUACCUGCCAGUGGCAGCAACAAUCAGUCGGGUGAAGGUCUCAGCUUUCAUGAAAGGUUCUACAGCUCUAGAGGUGGUGACCGUGCUAGGAGCAGGAGUCCUCCCAAGGCCAUGGGGGUCUCCAACUGGUAAAAUGUUGUCUGGAAGAUGGUGACGAAAUGGGGUAGACGGAGUUGGUUCCCUAACCAAAUUAUAGUGUUAUCUCUUGUGGUCGUUUGAGCAAAGGUUGUCCUGAACUUUGCUGACUUAGGUUAAGUUGUGUCGGGUAUUUUGUUAUGUCGAUGAGGUGCUGCCUCGCAGGCGCACUUGAUACUGUGUCGGUUAUGGUGGUGUUAAAAAGUACUCUCGUGGAACCUGGAACCUUGGGCUGGUUAGCUAUCUAUACCCUGGUGGUCGCAGUAGUGUUAUAAUCCUCGGAGUCGAACGGCUUGAGCCGUGAAGUUUGGACGGAACCAUGUAAGUUAAGUCGGCUGUUGUAAAUGCCCUCGGCAUGGCAUGAUGUUGGACCGAAUGCCCUAUAUGCUUUGCACAUGCCGAACUUCUGAGCAA
Lolium rigidum is the source of this 2363-nucleotide messenger RNA. RefSeq names its product DEAD-box ATP-dependent RNA helicase 14-like. Gene Ontology annotation, cellular component: nucleus; ribonucleoprotein complex; cytoplasm. Gene Ontology annotation, molecular function: RNA binding; ATP binding; RNA helicase activity. The record is from RefSeq and is a predicted model, not a curated record. NCBI's taxonomy places the organism in Eukaryota, Viridiplantae, Streptophyta, Magnoliopsida, Poales, Poaceae. The transcript is spliced from 12 exons. The coding region runs from base 15 to 1946 and encodes 643 amino acids.